This is a messenger RNA of Peronospora farinosa, 7206 nucleotides long. The record is from the annotation of a GenBank genome assembly. Lineage: Eukaryota; Oomycota; Peronosporomycetes; Peronosporales; Peronosporaceae.
AUGGAAGAUGCGGCGCGGCGACUGGCAGCCGCGGUGGAGGCUCUACGAGUCAGUGGAGGCCCCGCGACAGAGAUUCAAAUGCAGAGGAAGAAUCUGGUACAAGCACUUAUUACUUUGCAGCGUCUGUGGAAGCCAGAGUUGCUGAUGAACCCUGCAUCUGCCAUAAAACUGACCAGCACGAGCAACGCGACGCUUUUCAAGAUUCUACUGGCCACGCUGACCGUGUACAGCGGAAGUCACACAAGUGGAUCUAGUACGGGGACUGUAGGUAGUGGACCAGGCGGCAUGGGCGUCUCGCUGUCCUCUUUUGGCGCCACCACGUCCGAAUGCGUGCAUCGUCUCGUGUGUGACUUGCUGGUGCGAUCCUUUGACUUCUCAGUGUCCACGAUCAUUAAUGAAAAGCUCUCGGGGAAAACUGCAUCGCUUUAUGUGAAAGUGUCGCUGAUUAUGGUGGUCUGUCGACUGCCACGGCAAGAGGCGCUGCAGUUUCUGCCGGAUGCGGUCGUGCUCGCAAACAAGCUCAUCCGAGCUGCAGAUUAUUAUAUGAAGCAGUGUCUUAUUGAAAGCGUGGCACACGCAUUGGAAGGAGAUUCGGUCAGAUUGAUGCCGCUUCAUGCUGAGGCGAUGAAGAUCGUAAACAAGACGUUCCAGGAUAAAGCGCCGGAAAUUAGGAUUGCAGCUGCGAGAUUGCUACAAGUGGUAGCGGAACGGACAUCAGCGUUGACGACGUCAUCAUUCAGUGCCGGAGCUGGAGCAGCUGGAGGAGGUUCAGGAAGUGGAAAUAGCAAUGGAAGCGGAUUUGGCGGAGCUAUCAGUGGUAAUGGGUCUGCUGCUGGAACCAGUAGUGCCAGUACACAAGGUGUGUUCCUUGAUGCGAUCUUUCAUAUCGCAGCCAAGGCUAUGGACGAUGAUGCACCUGAAGCAAGAAGAGCGUAUUCGGUGGUGGUUGGUGUUGUUCUUGCCAAGUACGCGACGUCUUCGUCACGAGAAACGGAAGUGCAGCCGGGUGGGAGUGAAAUGAGUGGAGCGAACGCAGCUUCUUUGCGAAACAACGACGAGGAUGCUGGUGGAAGAAGCUCAGCUGAACAGGGUGCCCCCCCUCCAGUCGGUGGAAGUGGGGCUGCAAAAUGCAAGACAGGGUUUAAGCUGCACGUUCCUGGGCUUAACUUGCCGUCAUCACUGUCUCGCCGGAAAGCAGCUACGGUCAAUUUCUCGACUAUUGCAAACGUACUUCUUUACUUCAAGGACAUUGUAACCAGCAAACAUUUAUCAAGUAAGCCAAACCAGAGUCAUGGAGGUAUUCUGGCCUCGUUCUCUAUUGCUCUGUGUGGCAUGUUCGAGCGUCUCCCACCUGACUCGAUCGCUGAGACACAGCUUCGCGAGGUCAUGGACGCCACGUUAUCCAUCCUCGAUCAUCCCUUUGGUCUUGGAGACAUGACGCGAGCACGUAACGCUGUGGGCUUUGUGCUGCGUAAUGGACUUAAUGGAUGUCUAACAGAGCGUCAGCAAGAGGCCCUGCUAGGCGCCUAUAUACAAAGACUUCAAGAUGAAGCUCAAGCCUCAAAGCCAAACCAUCACAAGAUACUGUCGGCCUUAGUUGAGAUGAGCCAUUUGUUCCAUUCAAUGGGCGAGGCUUCUAUAGCGCAUGCGCACGACGCCAGCGACGUACUCCAAGGUCUUACUUGCCACGAAAAGCAAAGUGUUCGUUUUCAAGCUGCUGUCGCGCUUGCAUCACUCGUCACUGCAAUUCCGUACCGACUUAAAAGCGUGCUGACGAGUUGUCUGAACGGACUUCGGGACACUGCCGAAUACCUGAUGCGUGGAGGUUCAGAUGUCGAAGAGACGAGAAAGUCUGGAUCAGCUAUAAAGGCAGAUGAUGAUCAAAGUGAAGAAAGCGAAAUGCAAAGCAAGUCUUACCUGUAUGCGAUUCAAGGUAGAUCUGUAGCUAUUGCUCACAUCCUUCGCGCCUUUACGCUUGCUGCCAAAGGAGGGAUAUCUCAAACGAUCACGAACGAAAUCUAUGCCAUUUCCGAGGAGCUUGUCGAGAGUCAGUUUCUUAAUGAAUGCGCGGAUAGUAUUUGGCUCACGUGCACGCGCGCUGGCUGGACGCUGGUGGGAAGCCUCGUCACCAUGAAUGGUGAGCAGUGGCUAAAGGCCAAUAUGGAAAAUCUUCUAAAUUUGUGGCUCAAGUCGAGUGUGUUGCAUAGUCGCGAAUCGUCCCUUGAGCUCCUGCGCAUUGAAGCUGCUGUGAUUGCACUCAGCAGUUUUUUGUCCGUUUGCCAAAAAUUUGCAAUGAACUGCGAUAACGAUGUUAACGUUCUUACGAAUCACGUAUUGCAUGUGUAUUUGACGGCGACGCAAGGCAAACUGAGCAAACCUCUCAAGCGUCGCGGCCAAAUCGCUCGGUACCGUCUAAUGGGGUGGAUCAUCCACUGUUUUUGGAUGCUCCCACCGAUUUACAGUGAUUCAUACAUCCCACUUUUGGACAUGAUUGCCGAGUUUACCACAGCUCAGGCAUUGACAAAUCUCCGGCAUUCCUCACUGGUACCGGCGAAAUCCACUUACCUGCAAAGUGUUUUGUCUCCAGAGGACAAUACGCUUGACACUAUAACUCUCUCUCGGUUGGAACCAGGAGAUUGCCCGUCUCCGCUGUACUCAAGGGAGCUGAACCAUGUGCUUGGUUUGCAGCAACAGGAAAACGCUUUAACAGAUACCGAGCUUGAAGUACAAUAUCUGGACACGUUUUGGAGGUCACUUGCUGAGAAAGAUCCUGCAUAUGGUGCUACGAAAAAAGUAUCCUGUAGCCCAUUCACUUAUGUUCGGCUCGUCGACGCAAGUGUGGUUCUAUUUGGUCGACUUUUUCACUUCAUUCCGGAAGAUCUACAGCUGCGAUGUCUCCAGCACUAUGCAGGAGCCCUGGCCGAUGUUCGUGCCAAUUAUGAAGUCAACGUGUGCUCGUUGUUGUUUGCUGUGAUUGCCGAAGCGAGACAUCUCAAAAGAUCUGGUGGUGCACCAACUUCAUCUACGUCGCUUCCAGCAACAUCAUGGCCUCUUCAAAUGCAAACCAUGCUAUAUGAAAUGAUUUCAAGUAAGCACGUAGAAGUCCGUCGUGGUGCAGGCGAGUCAUUGGGAACGCUAGCAUUGCUUCUUGGGGAAUACCAUUGCAAGGGGCUAAUUAUUGAGCUAGAGAAACGACUGGUGGUGGAUAAACUCCCACAGGGGGCCUCAAGCGUUACAUUCGGCUCUAGUAUUGAGCUGGACGUAUCCGUCCUUUCAGCUGGAGCAGCUUUCUCGUUGGCCUGCAUUAAGCGCGUUUGUGGUUCUCGCAUUUCCAUUGACACAGGCCUCAUUUUUUGGUUUGCAGGUGAAUGUUCUCAACCUUUACGCACGUGGAUCUUACACUCAUGGGGCAUUAUCUUGGAGUCUGUUAGCUCUUCAGUAGGCGACUACGAGCAGUUUGUUGUAUCGACGCUGUCAUUGAUGGAAGCCCACGUAUUGGCAGGUUUUGUGUAUUCAAAGGUCAACAAACGCGGAUUAAGGUGGCAAUCUAGCACAAAAGUGGCACUGGGACGGAUUAUUAACGAUGUGGUUGCAACACUCGGUCCAGAGCUUGGCGGUUCAAGUGAUCGUGUAGAUCAUUUUUACUCUUUCUGGAUGCUUCUUCGCCAAGAUGGUGAUGCACGGGUAGAGUUGGAGUUUUUGCGAUUCCUACAGCAAGUGGUCGUAUUCGCGCCACAUCGCUUCCAAUCUGCAGAUAUGAGAUACAUUUUGCGCAUCGUAUCUGACACUGCUUUACUAAACACGGCCACACCGUUAUCGUCAGCGACACAACUGAGUACAGGGCACCCAGAUUCAUCGCCACCACCCCUGACUUCUGGAGCCUCAAGGGAGCCAUAUGAGGAAACUGGUCUCGUCAAUGUUGGUGCGUUUACAAAUGGGCUGAGUCGGAGUAUACUGCGAAAUGUCGGGUUAUCGUGCAUUCAGACACUCCUGGAAAGAGACCCAUCAUUAAUUCGCCGCCACAACCUUUUGUGUCUUCUCUUUUCAGCUCUUCAUGUUGAGUACAGCGCGCUUCUGUGGGGUUACUUACCUGGGCUGCAUGGCAUGUGGGACGUUCUCUCCUUUGUUUUUGUCAAUUACUCAGCCAUGCAACGAAACAGUAUUAGUAUGCUGCAGAGCACGACGCUGGCGCUACUCGAUGUUGAAAGCAGAGACCACAAAGGCGCUGAACCGUGCCUGUGGGCUCUGUUGUGUCGUAGUAUUGCCAUUGGCGAAUCUGCUGGUACCUUUAGUCGUGCUGGUGCAGGGCAGCUCAUGAUGAGCCCGAAAGGAAUGAACCAUGUGUUGCAAACUACAGCAAGUGUUGACGCGUCAGGAAAUUUGGACACAAUGUCGUGGUCACAAAAUCAAGUUUUGGAUAUACCCAAAACUGAUGCAAACUCCCUUGUGCUAGUGGCUGUUGCCGCCCAAGUGGACAUUUGGCGGACAACAAAGGCAAGCGUUGGCGACCUCGUUGCUUUAAUGCCACCGCUUGCACGUCAAGUACGGCAUUUUGCGGUGGAAUGCGUUUUACGUGUGUUUGAGCUGAUGGCAGCAAUCCCGCCUCUGACCAUCGGCGUCUGUCAGAAUAAGCAGCUACAUUUUGACCUCGUUGCAGCGCGCCGCUAUUUCUGCAAGAUGCUCUCUACUGGAGCAGAGUUGCCAGUAUCCGCCAAGCCCAACAUUGGAAAUUUCUUGUGUAUGUAUUUGGACGAGUUUGUAACCCUCGCUUGCCACGUCACUACGACUUCAGCAGAAGGAAACGAGCUGCUUAUGUUCCAAUGUGUGGGUCUUCGUCUGCUGAACGUCCUGGUGAAAAACUUUGCGUCUGCCCGUGAUCCCGAAGUAGCAGCAGGCGAUGCUUAUUUAUUAGACCCGUACCGUGCCCAGCUUUUGUCUGCUAUCCGCCAUGCUCUCAAACAAGUACAAGUGGAGCCGACCGUGUUGACCCGUACUAUGCCUGGUACGGAAAGUGACAAAGGUGACCAAAGCUACUUUUACGCGCCCCUACUUCUCGAAGCGCAUGAUCUCGCAGGUAUCUGCAUUUCAGCUCAUCUAAUACAAGAUAAUGUGGGUUUGGGGCGCAUUCUGAAAGCAGUUGUAGCUCAAGAUUAUGGUCACGCGCAUUUCAUUGGAGAUGAACUUACCCGCACUUCUCUUUCGCUCGCCAACUUGGCAUCUGUCGGAGAACUCGUGACGUCAAGUAUUACGGAAGCAAUUGCUUUAAAGGAUGCACGUGACGAUGAACGCACAGCAAUCGUAACAUCUCCACUUGUCAAAGCGAUGAAAAGCGGUUUGUCUGGAACCACGGAGUAUUUGUUCAAGUGCUGGAUGGACGCUACCAUUGGGUACGGCGUCGUAAUGCAAGGUUGUGCACAAUGGGCACAGUUGGAUGCAACUUUAAGUGCCGUGUUACUGACUGACGAAUCAAUCGUUAUGCCAGCUCUUCAAAUGCCGCUCCCAUCGACGGGUGCUGCUGCAAAUACUCCAGCAUCUGUUCUGUCAACCUCUAAAAAGAUCGGCGCGCUAUACAAGCGGUACUGGCCAAAGAUUGUCAAUGCAAUGGCAAUUUCGGAGGUCUUCAUGCCGCAGUCGAUUUCUGGGUGCAGCUCCCCGGAAGGCAACGUACCAAAAUGGUCGCCAGUGCUGUUGUCUUGCGCAAUCUGCCACGUCAACGCGAACGCUUGCGACCGAAUGGAGGACGAGGGGGAGCUACCUGCUGUUCUUCGUAGCAUUCCGUUGCUGCUGAAAGCUAUGGUGGAAAAUCCACCUACACAAGGUGGCUCUUCGUCCAGCAAUUUUCCAUUGCUUUUAACAGCUUCACUGGACACGCUCGUGCUUGCAAGUAAGCGAUGUUCUGGUCCUGCUCAAGUCGCUGCCUUAAGCGCGAUAUUCUCGUGCUUAUCGCGUGAAACUUUAGCUUUUGCUAGACAAAUUUGUCGCUCCCGAGAAGAUGGUGAGCAACUUUGUGCAACUCUUUUCGAUACCGUGGUGCAGGCCGGGUUGUGUCCAACAAAAGUUGUUUGUCAACUUAUCGAUGCAACGGAGCAGAAUCGACAUGCUCGUGCAGUAAGCAUCGGAAGUAGAACUGCUGGACCUCGUCGCAGCUCCGUUGCAAGUGAUGAAGAUGCCAAGUACAUGACUGAAAUCGUGCAGUUUGCUACGACUGGUAUCGUUCUUCUACACACGACCGAAGAAGCGCGAAGUGAAGUGGUGCGCUCGGUGGCUAUGGUGCAGCAGAUCAUUUGCUUCGUUGCUACUGGUUACUAUCUUUCCUCUGUGAAAGAAGCUGUGGUGACGCUUAGUCGUGCCUCCGCCGAGUCAGUGUUGGCGCUGGCACGCACGCUUGAAGAGAACGACGAUUCGUCUGAUGAUGUCUUGAACCGCGUCAACUCAAGUGUACGCAGUUUUUUCGAAUAUCUCUCCGGGUGGCUCAAAUCCGAUUGCCACGCCGCUCCAGGUUAUUGGAUGCAAAUUGUGGCAAAUUAUGCUGCAAGUUUUCCGGCCAGCCUCCAAGCUGAUGCAGAAUGCUUUCAUGCUGAGACUGCAGACACAAUCUCGGCAAUUUUCGAGCUAUUUUUUGGAGUUGUAGAUGAUGGUGAUCAAAAGCAGCAACAUGCAGCUACAUGUACAGAUCUUCUGCGAGGUUUGCACACAGUUGUGAAAAGGCUUAUCGAUGUGCACCAAACAGCCAUUUUGAAUCGAUAUCUCGUAGCGUUCGGUCCUUAUCUCGUUGAGAUUGUAGGAACAACCAAUGGAUACCCUGAGACAGCUGCAGAGCUUACUCAAUUGGAUGAGGCCGAGAAACUUCUUCGUGUAUUGACGACGCAGUUAGAUGACCAGCAUGGCUCCACAUUUGUACACAUGCUCCUUCCGAGGAUUGCGGCAGUACUCAGCCAACCAACACCGUCCACCACUGACAAUAUGGUAUUGAAACAAGUGCCCGGUAUCCUAGCGCGGCUACUUUUAUGCUUCGCGCAGACCCACGCUAGUGCGUUUAAAAAAGCUGUGGCAGCCAUGACCCCUUCGCUACGUGGUGUGCUGGAGUCUACGCUACGGCUUGCUCUUACAGACUCCGUUAAAGGUGCAGGAAUACGCCCGUCGUCGUCACUUCCGCAGGGUAGUGGCCCUAACACUACGAAGCUUGAUUUAAGUCGGUACGCUUAA